Aphidius gifuensis is the source of this 2010-nucleotide messenger RNA. Its product is annotated as venom serine carboxypeptidase. Gene Ontology annotation, biological process: proteolysis. Bases 205 to 1632 code for a protein of 475 amino acids. The record is from RefSeq and is a predicted model, not a curated record. NCBI's taxonomy places the organism in Eukaryota, Metazoa, Arthropoda, Insecta, Hymenoptera, Braconidae. The transcript is spliced from 3 exons. Gene Ontology annotation, molecular function: serine-type carboxypeptidase activity.
GCAAAACACAAAUAAACAAAAAAAAAAAAACUAACAAAAACAAAUCGUUGAGUGUCGCUGAGAGAAUAGCAAAAAGAUACAAGUAAUAAUACCUUUUUAAUCACAUAACACCAGCUAUUAUUACAAUUAAAUUACAUUUGUUGUUAACACACGCCUUGAUUGAAUAAUACUCCAAAAAUCAUAGUGUUAAAAAAAUAAUUAACAAUGGAUAAAAAUUAUUCCAUUGUUUGGAUUAUUAGUGUUUUAUUUAUCAUUAUUAAUUAUGCAAAUGAAAAUUUGGCAUUAUUUACAAAUGGCUAUCCAAAGUUGACAAAAUUUCCACUUAAUUUUGGUGAUGAUGCUGGUACACCAUUAUUUCUUACUCCUUUUAUUGAUUCAGGAAAAAUUGAGGAUGCAAGAAAAAGUGCUUCUGUUGAUCACAAAGAUAUGAGUGAUGUAAGCAGUUAUGCUGGUUAUUUAACUGUUAAUAAAAAAUAUAAUUCAAAUAUGUUUUUUUGGUUCUUUCCUGCUCAAUCAAAUCCAAAAGAUGCUCCAGUUGUUUUAUGGCUUCAAGGUGGUCCAGGUGCCAGUUCUCUUUUUGGUUUAUUUACUGAAAAUGGACCAUUCUCAGUAACACAAAAUAAAACUCUUAAAAAACGUGAAUAUUCAUGGACACUUAAUCACAAUGUUAUUUACAUUGAUAAUCCAGUUGGAACUGGCUACAGUUUUACUGAUCAUGAUCAAGGCUAUUGUACAAAUGAAACAGAAGUUGGAUUAGAUCUUCAUGAAGCAUUGACACAAUUUUUUCAAUUGUUUCCUGAAUUACAAAAAAAUCCAUUCUACGUUACUGGAGAGUCUUAUGCUGGUAAAUAUGUACCAGCUUUAGCAUAUACAAUUCAUAAAUUAAAUCCAAGCUCAAAAAUAAAAAUAAAUAUGAAAGGUAUUGCAAUUGGUAAUGGUUUAACUGAUCCAGUUAAUCAAUUAUUAUAUGGUGAUUAUCUUUAUCAACUUGGUUUAAUUGAUUUUAAUGGACGUAAUGAAUUUCAUAAUUAUGAAAAACAAGGAAGAGAUUUUAUAAAUCAAAGUAAAUAUAAUGAAGCAUUUGAUAUAUUUAAUAAACUUAUUGAUGGUGAUUUAAAUUCAGAGCCAAGUUUAUUUAAAAAUUUAACUGGUUUUGAUUUUUAUUUUAAUUAUUUAAAAACAUGUGAUAGUAAUGAGUCAUUAUGGAUGUCUGAAUAUAUACAAAGAGUUGAUGUUAGACGUGCUAUUCAUGUUGGUAAUUGCUCAUAUGAUGUUGAAGCAAAUCAAGUUGAAAAACAUUUAAUUGGUGAUAUAACACGUUCAGAAGCUGAUAAAAUUGUUGUUCUUUUACAAAAUUAUAAAGUACUUAUUUAUAAUGGACAACUUGAUAUUAUUGUUGCUUAUCCAUUGACUGAAAAUUAUUUACAACAAUUAAAAUGGCCUGGUGCUGAUAAAUAUAAACAAGCUAAACGAAAAACUUGGAUUGUUGAUAAAGAAAUUGCUGGUUAUUCAAAACAAUCUGGUAAUCUUAUUGAAGUUUUAGUUAGAAAUGCUGGACAUAUGGUUCCUGGAGAUCAACCAAAAUGGGCCUGGGAUUUAAUCACCAGACUUACUCAUGGUAAAAAUUUUUAAAACAAAGUUAAAUCGAAAAAAAAAAAAUGAAAUUUCCAGUGUUAUUUUCACUUUUUUGAAUGAAUUUUCUAAAUGAUUAAUUAAUUAUUUAGAAAAACAAAAAACAAAUACUUAAAAGUUACCAUAAACAUUUUUUUUUUUAUACCUUGAUAUUUUUCUAGUGUAUGUUAAAAUAAAAAUAAAAAAAUAUUCUCUAUAAUAUUUAUAAAUAAAUGAAAAUAAAAUAAUUUGCAUUUGAAAAUUUUUUUAUUUAAUUUCAAUUUAGAUAAUCUCAAUUAUAAUUAUAAAAAUAAUUUUUUAAUUCAAUAUAAUUUCAAUGUAAUUUGCUGCAAAAAUUCAGUCUUGAAUUAUUCAAUUUAAUUAUCAAUUUAUAUCACU